Molecule: messenger RNA, 258 nt
Organism: Didymodactylos carnosus
Lineage: Eukaryota; Metazoa; Rotifera; Eurotatoria; Philodinida; Philodinidae
Source: the annotation of a GenBank genome assembly
AUGCAGGGUGGUGGCGAUGGCGGCGGCGCAGCUGCUGCUGAAGAAAAAACUGCAUUUGAUGUAGUAUUGGUUAGCGGUGGCCCAAGCAAACUGACAGUUGUUAAGAUCGUGAAAGAACUCACAGGUCUUGGACUGAAAGAAGCUAAGGACCUCGUAGACGGCGCUCCUAAAGCAGUGAAAGAAGGCGUAUCUAAAGCAGAAGCUGACGAUAUCGUUGCUAAGCUGAAAGAAGCAGGUGCUGAAGUUGAAGUGAAAUAA